Molecule: messenger RNA, 4857 nt
Organism: Didymella exigua CBS 183.55
Lineage: Eukaryota; Fungi; Ascomycota; Dothideomycetes; Pleosporales; Didymellaceae
Exons: 2
Coding region: 1-4857 (1618 amino acids)
Biological process (GO): ribosome-associated ubiquitin-dependent protein catabolic process; rescue of stalled cytosolic ribosome
Cellular component (GO): RQC complex; cytosol
Molecular function (GO): ribosomal large subunit binding; zinc ion binding; ubiquitin protein ligase activity
Source: RefSeq, a predicted model, not a curated record
AUGAGCAAGCGCUCGGGCAAGGCGUCGGCCAGCAGCGCACGUGCUGCGUCGACGUUUGGCAGCGCGCCCGUGCUCGGUGGGAGCUUUGGGGGCAGCAGCGCAUCGCAGCUGUCGUACGUGGCCGAGCCGCCCAACCUCAGCGCGAUAUCGGACCCCAAUGUGGUCGUGUACUUCCGCAACCUGUCGAAACGUGACAGCACCACCAAGGCGAAGGCGCUUGAGGAGGUGCAGGCAUACGUCGCGGCGCUGGCGGAGCCCGUGGAGGAGGGUGUGCUGGACGCAUGGAUCGCCGUCUACCCGCGCACCUCGAUAGACAACGCCAAGGCCGUCCGCCAGCUGUCGCACACAGUCCAUGGCCUGAUGGCGGCAUCGGCCGGCCGCCGCAUCGCCCGCCACAUGCCCAGCAGCGUCGCCGCCUGGCUGUGCGGGCUCUACGACAGCGACCGUGCGGUCGUCGACGCCACCCAGAAGGCGCUGCGCCUCGUCUUCGCCACGCCUGACAAGCUGCAGAACAUCCGCAAGGCCUACCAGCAGCCCAUCCUCGAGUACUGCCGCGACGCCGUCACCAAGGAGACCGUCGCCACCCUGAGUGACGAGCGCACCGUCGGCCCAGACGAUGCCCAGGCCAAGUACAGCCGCGUCGUGUCCGCCUGCGUCGCCCUGCUGGGCAGUCUGCUGGCGAACCUGGCACCUGAGGAGAUCGCCCGCUUCCAGCCCGACUACGACGCCCUGCUGGCCGACAGGAAGCUGUGGGACUUUUCCUCGCACCCGGACGUCGCCAUACGGCGCUCGCUGCACCGCCUGCUGAAGACGUGCCUCGCCAAGCAGCCCGCCGCAGUCAGCGCGAACCUCGAGACCAUCGCCAAGGCCUACCUCUCCGUCGCCCUCAACUCCGACCAGACUGGCUCCGCGUACGACUACAUCGAAGCCCUCAUCCAGCUGACGGCCGCCCACCCGACCGCAUGGACCGAGCACUACAAGAGCAAGACGGCCGUGGACCGCCGGCUCCGGCAGUUCCUGAAGAAGGGCUCGCAGUUUGGCCCACAGGAAUACUGGAGCCGUCUGGUCGACCUGUUCAAGGCACUUCCUGCAGACGUUCUGCCCGCCCACGCCGCCGAUGCUGCAGAGCUGCUCAACGCCCUCCAGGCCGGCAUCACCAGCAAGAACGAGGCCAAGUACAGCCAAGACGCGGCAUACACUGCGUACUUGGACAUCCUGGCGCUGGUCAGCACUCGCUUAUCAGAGGGUGACACAGUGACAUUCAUCCAGGAAAUGGCCUUGCCCAUCAUCAGCCAGUAUCUGCGCCCCUCGGUGGAGACGUCACAAUGGAGCCUGCCCUCGAGCGCGAGCGGCCUUCUGGCCAAGGCGUUGGAUGUAGAUGGCGUUGCAGUUGCACUGUCUGGACAGUGGCCGCAGUAUGCGCAGCGCUUGGUUGAUGACAUCAAGACAUCUGCGCCAGAGCAGUCGAAAGACUACGACAAGUCUCAGACAGCCGUACUGCAGCACGGCACACGAUAUGCCACGUUGCAAGAACAGGCCCUCAGAGUUGGCGCGACAUCGCCGUUGACGCAGUCCAUCAAGACCGCCGAGUCAUCCAUCUUUGACGAAGCUCUUGCGGUCGUCAAGAACAGGAACGGAAAGCCAUACGGUGCUGCGGGCACAAUCGCCGCACUCUUGUCUUGUAACGAGCAGCCUCCUAGCGAUACUACCGUCCAGCAGCUUGAGCACUUUGUACAGGAAGAUUUGCCCGCCAUCGUCCUAUCACCGUCCUCAACAUAUCUGGUUGAUAUUCUGUACUCCUUCUCAGAAUCGGCAGUCUUCAAGGGCGCGUGGAGCGCGUCACUUAAGACGGUUUUGAAAGCAGACGACUCCUCGGUCAAGACUAAGGCGCUCGAAGCGCUACUCACAUCCUCCAAGAUCCCAGCAUCUUUCGAUCUCGCCACGUCUGAUGCCGAGCUACAGAGCUUCGUCAAGUCCAGUGUCCACGAUGCCGUAGAGGGCUCGCUGGAGUGGGACUCCUUUACGCGCAUUCUUCAGUCACAAGCUAAGAUAUUGGCCCCAGAGACCACCGACCAUAUCCUCGCCUACUUGACACAGUCGCUAUCCAUAUUGCAGCAUGCGCCUUACUCGCUGCAAGGCCUGCGCCAUAUCGUAAAAUCCAAUUCGUCCAUGCUGCGAGAGUAUGCCGCUACACCAAAGGGCGGAGAACUUCUCCAAGCUUUGUUGCGUGCGUCCGAGUCUGCCAACGACGAGAUUGCACAAGGUGCAGCGACUGUCAGCGCAUCGAUUCAAACAGUCUUGGCAUCCGAUGCCGGCACGCAACACUCGAUACACGAUCUCAUCCACCAUGGCCUACGAGAGGCAACGCCAUCUUCAGUGUCGGUCGAGACCUUGGUGGAGCUGGCCGAGAAGUCAUUGAAGCGCGCCGAGGUCUGGGAAGAAAACGCGAACCUGUUCCCUAGCAUCGACGACUGGAACUUGGCUCUGGCGCCAUUCCUUGAUUCUGCCCCCAGAUCCGCGCUUGCCAUCGCCAACAGCCUUUAUGGAGCGGUCUAUCUCGUUGACCCAGCCGUAGCAUCUGCUGCUGUCCAAAAGAUGAGCCGUGAUUCGGACGGCUACUCUGCAGCAUAUCGCAUCGCACAAUACGUCGCUAAAUUGUCGCGAAUCCCUCAUUUCAGGGUACAGACUGCACCACUUGAGGUGCGCGAUGCAUACUUGCGUAACAUUGCUCUCACUGUUCAGCUCGUCAAUGACAACCUCGGUCUUGCCGGAGCGAAUGGGCUCUGGACCGAUUACAACACUGAUACCGAGAACGAUGCAAUGUCGUUCAAGUCUGAUGCUGCAGGCUUCACUACGCAAGAAUUGACGGGUGUCCACGGGUCGAUGUCUUCGUUGGCAAAAAGUCCAAACGAGGAAAACGCCUUGUUGACCUGGGCUCAAGGCCUCCUCGGCCAGAUCGACGCUGGGUCCUCGACCCAAGCGUACUAUCACGCACGCGCCUACAGUUCUCUGGUAUCAACAGCCAUCAUGUUCCAUGGCUGGAAGAGCUCAUGGACCACUUCAGUGCAGGAAAGCCUGAAGAUCGUUCGGAAGACCAAACAGACCAUUCCUCUCCUGGCAUAUCUCACUGCCUUUGACGAGCCACUUGCUGCGUCAAAGUCUUGCGAGCGUAUGUGCAACGAAAUUAUCGCGGACCUCACCGGCCUUGACAUCGAUCUGAAGCCGCAAGAAGGGUUGAGUCAACUGGUCGUUCUCAACACAGUACUUGCCCAGGACGGCAUCACGGAGAGCAUCGCCAAGCAGCGUCUUGUCUUCUUCGUUAAGCAUGUCGUGCCGUGGCUGGACCCUGCCCACGGAUCAGUGGAGAUCAGGGCUGAGGUCUGCCGCGCAUUGACCGCUCUACUGCCGUUGAUGAGUGACAUGUAUGGCGAACAUUGGGGGGAUAUCCUCAAUGCGCUUUCAUCAGCAUGGUCAGGCACGACUGAGCUGCAAAGCACUGAAGCCGAAGCAAGCAGCCCCAUCCCGUUCAUACACGCCUCCCUGAAGCUAUACGAGCAGCUUCGCAGACUCACCGAGGGGGAAGAACCGAACGACGACCUCCUGGAGGGCUGGAACGAGUCGGAGCAGCCAGUAGCGGCAGGGCUGAUCAAUCUACUCAAGCACUCGCAGCACUUUCCGGAUGAAUUUCACCAACCUUUGAAGAUGGUCAAUGAGGUCCUCGCGCGCCAGAUUGCCAAAGUACCAUUGAAGCACCUCGACUCUGCGGAAGAGCUUUACCCACUGCUGUACGUAGAAUCACAGCCCGUCCAGCAGACUGCUUUCGAUAUCUUGCACAAACAGAUACCAGCUGCGCAAGAGCAGAUCUCAAUCGAUGCAGCAUUGUCGAAGACUACAGCCCGUUUGCCUGAAGAGCUCCUCUCGUUGAUCAUUGAGGCGCCCACAGUUGCCGCACUAGCCGAGGUCAACUUCGAUCGUGCUGUUCCACUCUCUUUGAGAGGAUAUCUCCUCAGUUGGUUGCUUGUCUUCGACCACCUCGAGCAUGCAUCCUUCAAAGUCAAGAAUGACUACAUCGACCAUAUCAAAGAAGGCGAUCAUCUCCCCGGUCUUCUCGAUUUCACAUUCGACUUCCUCGGCCACGCACACAAUAAGCCGGUUGACGUAUCCAAGCUCGACGUCACAACCUACACUCCCACCACCGAGUUACCAAAGCAAGAUACCCAAUAUUUACUCACACAUCUCUACUAUCUUACACUCCUUCAUACGCCCUCACUCACAAAGUCCUGGUUCAAUGCGCUGACCAACAAGUCCCGCGCCGUUGCCGUCACCCUCGAACCAUGGACCGAGAAAAAUAUCUCGCCGCCCGUCAUCAACGCAGCGCUCGAGAGCGUAACAGCCUGGGCCGGCACAGAGACGGACGACACGUUCACCGUCAGGGUUGCGCCGCGCGCCCGCGAGAUCACCGCUUCAUACAUCCUCGACGAGCAGACAAUGUCGAUGCGCAUCGCGCUCCCUCCGGCCUUCCCGCUGGCCAACGCACACAUCGAGGGCCUGAACCGCGUGGCAGUCAACGAGCAGAAGUGGCAAUCGUGGCUGCGCACCUCGCUCGGCGCCAUUACCAUCUUUAACGGUAGCUUGAUUGACGCCCUGUCGACGUGGCGUCGGAACGUUGAGGGUGCGCUCAAGGGUCAGACCGAGUGCGCGAUCUGCUACAGCAUAGUCGGGCCGGACAGGAAGGUGCCGGACAAGAGGUGUGGAACUUGUAAGAAUGCGUUCCAUGGCGCGUGUUUGUUUAAGUGGUUUAAGAGCAGUGGCAGCAGUAGCUGUCCGCUUUGUAGGAAUCCGUUCAACUACGGUUGA